AUGCCUACUAAAGAGGAAAUUACCGCCAUCUUCGACCUGAUUGGCUCAGGCCAAAAGGACGCGUUCUUCGAGAAUGUCGAUGACAAUGUCGAUUGGACUGUGAAAGGCACAUACUGUCCCAUCGCAGGAAACUACAAGUCCAAGCAGGCCUUCCACGACGGCACACACGCUCUUUCAUCCACAUGGGCCACGCCGCUAAAGCUCGUCGUGCAAGAUAUCAUAACCGAUGGGAAGAACAAGGCAGCCGUGCAGCUCAAGGCCGAGGGCGUGGAAUGCAAGAAUGGAUUGAAGUUCCCGAACGAGUAUGUUUGGGUGUGUCAUUUCAACGACCGGAAUAAGAUUGUGAAAGUCGAUGCUUUUAUGGAUACGGACUUGGUUACUCGAGCGAUUCAACAAAAUCCUUCGUAA
Didymosphaeria variabile is the source of this 408-nucleotide messenger RNA. RefSeq lists its product as uncharacterized. The transcript has 3 exons. Bases 1 to 408 code for a protein of 135 amino acids. Lineage: Eukaryota; Fungi; Ascomycota; Dothideomycetes; Pleosporales; Didymosphaeriaceae. The record is from RefSeq and is a predicted model, not a curated record.